AUGUCUGGCCUUACACCAGCGGCCUCAAGUUCAGACGCGGAGCUCCAGCAGUUGGCGACAGAAGAGACUAGGAAUUUUCGCGGCUCCGAAGCGGGAGCAACAGACACAGCAAUCGCGAACAAGCGCCAAGACAUUGUCCAAAAGGCACAAGAUGUGGUAGCCGACCCAGGAGCAGUGCCUGAGCUUAGAGAAGUCAAAACCGACGUGCCGGAAGAAAUCAUACGGAAAGCCGAAGAGCAACCACAAGGUUCCAUGUACCAAAUUGAAAGCCAACUAGAAGUGUUCGAGGGCCCAGGAGAAAUCGUCGAGCCCGGAGAAGAAACGCCCGUACAGAAAGAAACUGGAAGGCAAGAGGAAAAUCGAGAAGAAAUAGCCAGGCAGACAGGCGGCAAAUAUGCGUUCCUAUUCUGGAACAUCAACACACUCAAAAGAGACACCUCAGAAAACAGCGCUUGGGCCUUGCUAAAAGGAUUGCUAAGUUCGACGGGCAACCCGAUAUUAAUGUGUUUUUUGUGUGAAGUUCAUCAAGAACCAAAUGAACUGGGGCAGCACGCAGCAGAAGCUAGGGAAAUUGGCUAUAAAAUGGUGAUACCUCGGGUAGAGUAUCUAAAUGGAGACCCAUCGGCGGAAAAAUGCCGUAAUUUGGUGUUGCUACGCCACGAUGUUGCAACAGAUAUAGAAGGCGUUACGACCAUAGAAUUUCUACACGAGCGCAUUAAGACCGACCGCCUAACCUACCUUGCACAUGACGAAGUGCUCUAUAUUUUUAUUCAUCGCCAAACACGCGGUGGAAAUAAAACCGAGGUAAGAGCAGAUCGUUUAAUCGCAGAAAAAUUAAGGGACCUAGUGCGUGGACGCAACCAUGUGCUAUUUUUUGGCGAUUUCAACACUGGCUAUAUCGAUUGGGAGCGACUAGUGAACUCGGACCGUCGAACAGCGCCACGUGCGCAAAGCAUUAUGGAGCUAAUGGGGGAUCUUGGAUUUACACGGGAAUGGGUGCGCGAACCAACACGUGAAGGUAUGUGUCUCGAUUUGCUAUUUUCGAGACAAAACGGUGGCGCACCAUAUGGCGUCCAGCCAACCGGCAAAUGCCACGUAAUGGAAGCAAAUGGAAGCGAUCAUAAAAUAUGCUUCUUCGGCAUCAUCAAGGAAAAACCUUGGCACAUUAAGACAAAGCCUCUUUACCAAUUCAACAUCGGCGUGACUAACGGUAGCCCAGCCCUAAGAACGUACGAUCUGAAAAUCCAUAACAUGGCAGAUUCAGAAAUAAGCCUCAAUAUCCGGAACACCAGCAUACACGGGUUCAAGAUGCGCUUUUACGAUAAAGUCCUGGACAAAGAACCAAUAAGGGAGCCGCAGCAAAAUUUCACAAUUGAAGCAAAGCAAUACCAUCUGAUCAAGUUAGAAUUUAUUGAUGAACCGCGCCAGAUUAGUGCGGGCACGGAUCCCGAUUGGAUCAUACUGACAAAUGCUAAAACAUAUGAAGAACAUCACAUCCGACUCCGCUACUACUCGGCGCCCGCUGUGGCCACG
Messenger RNA from Mesorhabditis spiculigera, 1533 nucleotides. Lineage: Eukaryota; Metazoa; Nematoda; Chromadorea; Rhabditida; Rhabditidae. The record is from the annotation of a GenBank genome assembly.